GUCUUUAUACGGUUAACCUACGAAGUGUUUAUUAAGGAAUUUCUAUAGUUAUUUUGACAAAAUUGAUGAAGAAACGAGAAAAUCUGUACUGCUGAGAUGUCAGAAAAAGAAGAGAAGCAACCCUUGUUGUCGUCUGCAGAUCACAUGGAGAAAUAUUCCGUGGAAUCAGGAGACAAAAACGAAAGUACCGAGAGUAAAAAGAAUUCCCCGAAGUCUGCAUCGUUUGGACAGCUGUUCCGGUAUGCAACGGCUUUUGACAGGUUUCUGAUUCUAGUGGGCAGUGUUUUCGCUAUAGCUGUAGGCGGAGGAUGGCCAGCUCUGUCCGUCAUCUUUGGAGAACUGACCGACACGUUCGUGACAGGCCCGGGUGGCGCUCAGUUGAUCUGCGUGAAUGGAAGCAUCAGUUUCAACGUCACCGGAAAUGUGACCGGAAACAACUCAACCGUGGAUGAGUUUAAUGACAAAAUGACCACAUACGCCUUCUACUAUUUGUACAUUGCCGGCAUUGUUCUAGUCUCAGGGUACUUACAGAUUAUGUGUUGGACGACGACUUGCGAGAGGCAGGUCUACACUAUCCGGAAAGUCUACUUCCGGUCCAUAGUCAGACAGGAAAUAGGUUGGUUCGACAAACAUCAGAGCGGGGAGUUGACUACUCGUCUGGCAGACGAUAUUGGAAAAGUAAAAGAUGGAUUGGGAGACAAAUUCAGCUUCACUCUUCAGUACACUGCACAGUGUCAUAUAAUAUAUUGA
Saccostrea cuccullata (small rock oyster) is the source of this 750-nucleotide messenger RNA. Its product is annotated as ATP-dependent translocase ABCB1-like. Gene Ontology annotation, cellular component: plasma membrane. Bases 97 to 750 code for a protein of 217 amino acids. NCBI's taxonomy places the organism in Eukaryota, Metazoa, Mollusca, Bivalvia, Ostreida, Ostreidae. Gene Ontology annotation, molecular function: ATP binding; ABC-type transporter activity. Gene Ontology annotation, biological process: transmembrane transport. The transcript has 6 exons. The record is from RefSeq and is a predicted model, not a curated record.